Messenger RNA from Penicillium nucicola, 7458 nucleotides. RefSeq names its product 1-phosphatidylinositol-3-phosphate 5-kinase FAB1. Gene Ontology annotation, molecular function: metal ion binding; 1-phosphatidylinositol-3-phosphate 5-kinase activity; ATP binding. The record is from RefSeq and is a predicted model, not a curated record. The transcript has 2 exons. Gene Ontology annotation, biological process: phosphatidylinositol phosphate biosynthetic process. NCBI's taxonomy places the organism in Eukaryota, Fungi, Ascomycota, Eurotiomycetes, Eurotiales, Aspergillaceae. Gene Ontology annotation, cellular component: endosome membrane; fungal-type vacuole membrane. Bases 1 to 7458 code for a protein of 2485 amino acids.
AUGGAUUCGCAACAGGCCCAAGGCUCACGCAGCCCGUCAGAAUCUUCCGUGUCACUUCCUCUCGGUCGACGCCGGUCCUUCAGCUCGAUGGCAACGACUCAAACCGACCGAGAAUCGAUGAACACAGCUCUCGAUCAUAUACACAAUACAGCUUAUCAGUCUGAAUCACUCACUCUGUUCGAGGAAUUUACCAGCCCUCCGCUACCGUCUUCUGCAUCUGACGAGAAAGGGCUGUCCGAAGAGCUGCAAGGUGGACUAAGCGGUCUAUACAGCCGGUUUAGGACUUCCGUGGGUGGAGUGAGGGAUAUUGUCAGCGGUGGGAAGCCUACAGACAAGAUCGUAGCCGAGUCAUCCGCAGCCAGGAGUCCUGCAUCGGAGCGUUCGCUGGUCAAACCUGCCUCAGACCCAGCCAGUAGCUCGGCUGAUCACCUAUCGUCACAGCCCGCCUCUUUGCAAGGAUCAAGGCUUCAGUCGCCUGUCAUAGCGACUUUCCAGUCCCAGCAGGAUCCAUUGCCCUCGACAGCAACGGGAAGAAGAUCAAGGAUAUCCUCAAAGAGUGGCAGCGUAUCUUCCAAGACAUCCAUUCCACCGUCCCCGGGGAUCAAGCCUGGUAUUGCACCUUUGACCAAAGCGACCGGAGCUGCCGUUGCUACAGAGCCAGCUAUCAUCCAGCGCCAUGCAAAUGUCAUGGGUGAGCCAUAUCACUCACGAAGUAGCUCCGUUAAUGUCCCAUUUCAAGCUCCAUUCCCAGGACUCCACAGUGCAGAAUCCACAAGCAUCGGCAGCAAGGAUGGCCCUGUGGAUCUUUCUUUGAGUCAAACUUCCUCGUUGCUGAGCCAGAAUCUUUCCAAUUCGCCGGUGCUAUCGGGGAAGAUGCAUGACAGCCAUGAGGACCAAUGCCAAUCAAAUCCCAAAGAGUUACAUGUUUCGGCCACCCACACACCAGACAACCAGUCUCGAAAAUCAGUAUCUACCGAUCCACAAAGACCGUCUGAAAACGUAUCGCAAAAUGCAACACUCAGAAAUAGUAAGCAGGCUGAGCCAAUUCAGGACCACGUGUUUCAGCGCUUGGGAGAUAGAUCGAACUCACGAACAUCUUCGCGCUAUGACGAGCCGCGAGCUUCAAUAUCUGCCUCCGCCAGUAUUUCAAAACUUUCUUCCCGUGAUGAUUCGGCAUAUCAGCCGGAUAAGACUUCUACCAAAGCGGCGCCUGUCUCUCGCGAGGGCACAGAAGCCAAUGAGCCGCCCAAGAUCAUUGUCCCCGAUCAGUCUAGUGAUAAAAAGGUCCCAGCCCGAUCUGGUCGACUACCUGGCUAUGAUAUGUCACGAACUUCCACGGCAGGGACUGUGACCACAAUCUCCUCUUUACCUCCACUGAAAACGAAGAUCGAUCAGGUCACCAAUAGGCCCCCGCAACCUAGACGUCAACUGACCGCCGGUGGCGAUGGUGUUUUGUCUCAGUUGAGAAACAAAUUGCUCAGCAAGGACUUCUGGAUGCGGGACGAAAACGCCAAGGACUGCUUCCACUGUAGCGAUCCUUUUACCACAUUUCGCCGAAAACACCAUUGUCGAACCUGUGGUCAAAUAUUUGAUUCAAAAUGUACUUUGCUCAUUUCGGGAGCGCGAUUUGGUCAACCUGGAAGCAUUCGAGUCUGCAAACCUUGCGAGAAAAUGAUAAAUGCCCAUGAUGACGAUUCUUCUGAGUUCUCAGAUAGUGAGCAAAGCCCCAUAGCUGCCAAUCCGCGUGUUGCUGAACUCGGCUGGGGCAACAACACGAGAGCAUCCGCAGAUGACGAUGAUACAUCCUCUAUCAUCUCCCAAUCGAUUGAUCAUGUUCUCAGAACCCCAACAAUGGCCAUACCGGCCACGCGGCGCGCUGGUGAGGGUCAUAAUCGCCGCUCGGCGGUUCUAGAAAUCAACCCUGAUCGCCCGUUGGCACGACCUACUUCUUCGCGAUCGCUGCGAUCCUCACUCGGUGCAAGACCACAUUCUAUGAGUCACAAGCGACAUCAUUCUCGCCAGCAGUAUAUCCGAGGCUUCAAAACACACGAAGACCGAGCCCCUUUUCAACGCCGACAUGCAGAUGACUCCGGCUUUGAAUCACGGCUACCUGCCUUUCACAAAGACAAUAUCAUUGAUCCAGAUCUGGCACAAUAUCUUUCUGACGAUGCGUCAAGUGGUGACGAACAACCUAGCCUUCUCUCUGCAGUUUCUGAGGGCGUCCUAUCUAAAAGUGGAGGCGACGGUGAGAGAGCCUCUUUAGGCGGGCUGCUAGCCUCACUGAAAAAGGGCAGAUCUGCUUUCGGAGACAGGAGUACUCCUAGCAUGAAUAGAGACCCCGAUGAAACAAGUAUCACUAGCUCCAGAGCUGUGAAUCUACCUCGUUCGUCUCGUCGCCGGAAUAUGAGCGUGGCAAGCAGUAUGCACCGCAAUUCACCCAGGACAUCAAAAGACAUACUUCAAGACGUCUCCUUGCCACCGGCUUUGCCACUCAAGCUCAACCAUGUUGGGUUUAAGAUGACCCGGAGCUCCUCAAUGAGAGGACACGGAGCACCGCCAGUUGAACUGAACCGAGCGAGUCUAGAGCAUGUACGAAAGCUUCUCCAUCAACUUCUUGUGGAGUCCGCGAUCCCUGGCGGUGAUAGUUGGGCGAAUGCCCUGAUACCAAUAUUGUUGAAGGCCGCAGAUGAAGUCGACCCAGAUGUACAACGAGGAGAUGAUAUGGAUAUUCGUCACUACGUCAAAUUGAAAAAGAUUCCUGGUGGUCGGCCUGGGGAUACUGCCUAUGUCUCCGGUCUCGUCUUUACCAAAAACUUGGCUUUGAAAAGCAUGAAAAGAAGCAUUCCACGUCCAAAUAUCUUGAUCAUCACCUUCCCUCUCGAAUAUGCUCGUCAGCAACAACACUUCAUGAGCCUCGAGCCUCUUAUCAGGCAAGAACGUGAAUUCUUGGAGAACUUGGCCAGUCGAAUUGCCGCAUUACACCCAAAUUUGCUUUUAGUCGAAAAGAACGUUUCUGGCCUGGCACUUGAACUCCUUGAGAAAGCCGGUAUUGCAACUGCCUACAAUGUGAAGCCAUCUGUUCUGGAGGCAGUAUCGAGAUGUACACAGACAAGAAUUGUCACAUCUAUGGAUAAGCUGUUGACAACAACUUUGCAUAGUGAUUGCAGCAGCUUCGAUGUGAAGACUUAUGUCCACAGCGGUCGGAAGAAAACUUACAUGUAUAUCUCUGGCUGCCCGAAAGAGCUCGGCUGCACCAUUGUCCUACGUGGUGGCGAUGACGAAGUUCUCGGGAGAGUGAAAAAGAUCACUGAGUUCAUGAUUUAUGUUGUCUACAAUCUUCGAUUAGAAACAUCCGUCAUGCGAGAUGAAUUCGCACAGAUACCAACCUCGCCGACAGAAGAGCAGGUGAUCGCUGAAAAGGACAAGAAAGCCACAUCUCAAGCUAACAAGGAGAGUGAAACUCAACACGUAACCGGUGAAAAAAGUGUUGAUGCCUCCGACAGCCAAAUUCUUGUGGCAUCUGAUGCUACGAAUGUCCCAGACGAUAUUCCAAUGCCGACUUAUUAUGACGAUAUGGUUCAUGAUCACCAGACUAAGAUUCUCUCUGCCUCGCCUUUUGUCAAAUUUGAACCUCCGUAUCUUCUGAUGCGUACACGAGAAAUGGAACGCAGACUUGCCUAUCUGAAAUGUCUUCGUGAUCAAGAUGGGAACUCUGAUGAACUCACAGAUGAAAAGGCUAAGCCACAAAAGUUCGUUCUCAUCACCCCGGAAAUGGUUCAUCAAUCACCGCAAGAUGCCCCAGCAAAGGUCAAGGAAGUGCUGCGUGCUGCUCAUGACGCGGAGUAUGAUCGAGCGCUGUACCAUUAUCAAACUCAAAAGCGCCAGUGGGAGGCUUACGUUGCAGGGAACGCCAACAUGUUUGACCCCUAUUCACACCAGAACCUUGUCGUUCUCUACAGCCUCGUUUGCACUACAACAUCAGUGCCUUGCUCUGGGCCAGACGUCUUUGCUCUAGAGUUCUAUAAUGAACAUGGCGAUGACGUUAUCUUCGAGUCCGACCUCACAAUUGGUCAAUAUGUUGAAGACCUCUGUCACUCAGCCAAUGCAGUUUGUACCGUCAAUGGCUGCGAGAAACGCAUGUUUGAACACCAUCGUCAAUAUGUUCAUGGUGAUGCGCAAAUCAGUGUUCUGGUACAACCAUACCCAUCUAAGCUGCGUGGUCUUCAGGACAUCGUGUUAAUGUGGAGUUGUUGCAAGAUCUGCGGCAAUGAAACUCAAGUGACCCCAAUGUCAGACAGCACGUGGAAGUACUCAUUUGGAAAAUACCUAGAGUUAUCCUUUUGGGGCAGAAAUUUGCAUGCUCGAGCUGGGGUCUGCCCUCACGAUCUGCAACGGGAUCACAUUCGCUAUUUUGGAUUCAAAGAUGUUGCUCUGCGAGUACAGUAUGAUCCAAUUCGUCUUCUUGAAAUCAUCGUUCCUCGCCCUCGUGUUACUUGGAAAGUGGACAAUGACUUAAAGCUAAGAAACGAAGUCUAUACACGUACAGAGCAGCGCAUCAAAUGCUUCAUGACAUCUGUGAAUUCUCGCUUGAAGGGCAUCAAUGUCGACAGUGUUGUUCCUGAGUUGGUAGACAGUUGCAAGUUGGAGAUUGAAUCAUUGAUCAAGAAGGGCCAUGAAGAUUUCAACACCUUGAUCUGGCAUCUGCAAGACAAAUACACAUGUUCUCGCUACUGGGAGAUUAUACCACUGAAUGAGGUGCUUCGUGCGGUGCAAGAAAAGGUUGUUGAAUGGGACACCACCUUUGCUGAUUUUGAGAAGAACUUCUUCCCCUCUGAGAAGGAUAUUAAGCACAUGGCAACGCUGCAGCUCAAAAAAAUUUUCCUUGACAAGGAUGCCACAUCAGUCUCUCCAGAGGAUUCUUUGCAAGCUCCAGCCGAUGCAGAUGAUGAAAACGACGAGGAGUUGGACAGGCCACGCAUGAUGAGGCGCAUGACUCUUUCUCCAGAAAAAGCACAAAAUGUUCUGGUCUCAGUUGUUGAAGAACACGCGGGUAAAAAACACCGCGAAGUUGAGCCACCUUCUCGUCCAGAAUCAACCGAAGAGACUCUCGAAGAGAGAGUCUCGGUCGAUGCAACCGAUAGGAAAAGACCAUCCCAAGAUGAAGCUGUGUCGCAAGAAGAAGUUCGCCAUUUGGACUUGGCCAUUCCUUCGGGUCAAUUAGAGCGUGGUCCAGCCAAUACCAAUUUCAGUUCGAACCAACCACUGCCAGACCCCGAUUUCCCGGCAAUGGACUCUACUGAUGGAUCAUCGGAUUCUGUAUCACCAAAAACGCCUGUUUUCCCCAAAGAAGUGGAAGAUAGCGAAACCACCCUCCCAAGUACCCCAAUACGCCGACCUUCGGCAAUCCCUCGUCCUACCGACGCAUCGUUUCGGCGCUCUGGUAAGGCACGAUCUCCUCCUCUCCUGCGUGCUCAAUCCCAGCCAGCGAACAUUCCGAGGGACAGGGCUAUCAGCAGCAUUGCACUUCCAGUUUUGAAAAUGUCAACCACCAACCCAGUUGAGCUUGAUAAAUCUGGAGGCGAAUCCCCCAAGUCAGACAAGAAGCUGAGCGAACGUUUGGGCCUCAGUGCCCUCAAAAAUGCUCGCUUUGCUUCAGGCCACUCCCUUAUCCCACGAUCUACUCCUGGAAAAAGGGGAAGCUCGCGGGUCUCCAAUCUUGCAAGACAUUUCGAACAGUUGAGUCGCGAAUUCGAGAAAGAAAGACAGCGCGAGAGGCGCCAACGAGCUGCCCGAGGAACUUACUCACGUGCAUUCCCAUUGGCGUCUUCGAAGCCCAUUGUGGAAGUCUACCGAAAUGUAAGAGAGGCGGUGGAAGAACGCGAACCUCCAGUUGACGGCGAAGAAUCUCCGCCCUCUGCGACACGGGUCCCGAUGGAUAACUCAAGUCGUAAAUGUGAUGAAGUCACCAAUGAGACAUCGCGUGAACAGCACUAUCAACACCCUUUGCCAUAUUCCUCACCCACUGAGCCUACCGAAACGGAGGCGGAUCAUCAUCCCGAGGCCCACCUGUUCUCUGAUGCAGAAGUAGACGAAGGUCAAAGUGAUGACGAUCGAACCAUGACUGAGGAUCUUCAUCCAGUGGAUUCGCAUGAAGAAACUAAGAACUCGGCGGAAGACGAGUCAAUGGAUUUCAAGGAUAUGCCCAAGCAUGAGCGUACUACCCUGUUGAAGAUGCUAACAAACUUCUGGUCUGAGCGCUCUGCAAGUGGAUGGGCGUCCCUUGAUUAUCCCCUCAGUGUUAUGGAUCACGUUUUCGCCGAUUGUGAUAUCAUUGUGCGCGAGGAUGAGCCAAGCUCUCUGGUAGCAUUUGCGUUGGACUCGUCUGAUUACAAAGAAAAGCUCUCAACCAUUCAGCAGCGGUACGACGAGAUGGAGGAAGAUCAGCCAGAGCCUAAGGGUGAUAUUGAAGCCAUGGAUGAAGCCCGUGUCGAGCAUGCUCUCUUGCGACCAACGGGCACACAUCUCAAGUAUCAGUUCCAAGAAGGCCAAGCCAAGAUGCUUUGCAAGGUUUUCUAUGCGGAGCAAUUUGAUGCACUGCGUAAAAAGUGUGGCGUGGCAGAUCGGAUAGUCGAGUCCUUGUCCCGUUGUGCGAAAUGGGACUCGAAGGGCGGCAAGACCAAGUCGUUAUUCUUGAAGACUCUUGACGAUCGCUUCAUUCUCAAAUCCCUUUCGCCAAUCGAAACACAGGCUUUCCUCAAGUUUGCUCCUGCAUACUUCCAAAUUAUGUCCGAGGCGUUGUUCCAUGAACUGCCAUCUGCGAUCGCCAAGAUGUUUGGCUUCUACCAAGUCAUCAUCAAGAACCCGGUCACUGGAACCGAAUUCAACUGGUAUUUGCUUCUGAUGGAGAACUUGUUCUACGAUCGCGUUCCUACCCGCAUCUUCGAUCUCAAGGGCUCCAUGCGAAACCGCAAAGUGCAAAGCACCGGGGAGCGGGAUGAGGUCCUUUUGGACGAGAACAUGGUCGAUUUCAUCUAUGAAACACCUCUUUUCGCCCGAGAACAUUCGAAGAAACUCCUCGGCCAAAGUGUAUGGAACGACACUCUCUUCCUUGGUCGCCAAGAUGUCAUGGACUACUCGCUCAUGGUUGCCAUUGAUGAAAGCCGUGACGAGUUGGUGGUCGGAAUCAUCGACUGCAUCCGUACCUACACCUGGGACAAAAAGCUGGAGUCCUGGAUCAAGGAUAAGGGAUUCGGUGGUGGUGGCCGCAACAGACCAACCGUCACCAGUCCCAGGGAAUACAAGGGUCGUUUCCGGGAGGCGAUGGCCAGAUACGUGCUCCAAGCCCCAAGCUGCUGGCAUCAAUUACAGCCAAAUUUAAUGCAUCGAUACGCACAGGGCGAGAACCACGCAACCGAAAUCGAGGUGGAUGACGGCUUCCUGGAGGAUCCCAACUUCUAA